AUGGCAUUAGAUUUUUUGUCUGCACCCACUACCUCAACCGAUGUGGAGCAGCUCUUCUCUCAUGGAGGGCUUAAUGUUACGAAGCACCGGCACAAUCUCUCUGCUGAGUCGACUAUUGACCAGACAGUCCUGAACUCGUGGUUCAAGCAUCCCGGUCUUGUUCCGCAAGAUCUUGUUUCUGCAUAUUUCAAUGAUAAACACAAACGGCCUAAUAACGGUGGAAAAAACAGAUAUGCAACUGAUGGUACAACUAGUUCAGAGGUUAUAGUGCUUGACAGGGAUUAA
This is a messenger RNA of Desarmillaria tabescens, 285 nucleotides long. RefSeq lists its product as uncharacterized. The transcript has 2 exons. The coding region runs from base 1 to 285 and encodes 94 amino acids. Lineage: Eukaryota; Fungi; Basidiomycota; Agaricomycetes; Agaricales; Physalacriaceae. The record is from RefSeq and is a predicted model, not a curated record.